CAGAUUGGCUCCAGAAAUACAGGUAGAUUGCCACCUUCCACAGCCACCUUCCAUCCCCUGGUCUGACUGAACUUGAAGAAGACCUAGGAUUCAUAUUGGUCACCAGUUUCCCGGCUUGAGCUGCACAGGAUGGACAGCAAUUUGAAGACACUUGUUCUUAACAUCCUUGAGAACCUUUUAGAGGAGGAUUUGGUAAAGUUCAAGUUCCAACUCACAAACAUACCUCUUGCCGAGGGAUACAACUACAUUCCUCGGGGCACUCUCGAACAAGCACCCCGAGUGAGACUUGCUGACCUACUGACACAGUACUAUGGGGAAGAAUAUGCCAAGACUGUGACUCAGGAGGUCCUGAAAGCCAUAGACCAGCGCGGCCUAGCAGAGAAGUUCUGUCAGUCAGUGGGAAAAGCUGGAUCUUCCACUGAUAAAGGUGAAAAAAAUAGAAAGAGGAAGACAGAGAAUAAAGCAGGACCAGAUGAAGAUAAAAGGCAACCACCAAUGAAACAGAAAUUAAUAUCUAUCUUUAACAAAAAGAAAACACCCAGUGAAUCUGCUUCUUGUCCCAAAGAUCCUCCAUCAAGGAAUAAUGAGGAAUAUCAACACUUUCUUGACUUCAUCAGGCGGAUUAAUCUGGAAAGUUAUUAUCCCAAGAAGAUGACCAAAGUCAAUACUCUUUUGAUAAACAAGACCUCCCUCCACGGUGCUCAACCAAGAGCUGAGGAGGAGCUACCAUUUUGUUUUCUAGAGAAACUUUUGGUAUUAGAUUAUCAUUUCCGAUACCUAAUUUACAGAGGCAAUAUAGAUACAAUAUCUACUGUGUCCCAGACACAGAGAACCACAGACCUAGAAAGACCAUUUGAGGAAUUUUUCAUUAUCAAGAAAACACAAUCAACUAUAAAACAAACUUGCAUCCACCCAAUGGAUAUACAAAUGGCAAUUUUUCACUGUGCAGAUGACUUUACAAGACAGUAUAUUUUAACAAAACUUUCCAUUUGUCAAUUUGCUCUCCCACUUUUUGUGCCAAAUCCUUAUGAUUCCUCCAUUGAAUUUCCUCUUUGGUCUCUCAAGCAAAUCAGGAGAAGCUGGAGAGAGGUGACAAAAAUAGGAUGGGAGAAAAAAAUUAAGAAUUAUAAUAACCAGCUGAUCAGUUCGCAACCUACACACAUUGUAUCUUUCAUAAGAGUUGGAAAUUAUGUCUCUACUUCCAAAUCACAGAUUUUGAAUUCACUCCUGAGUAAAGGCAAACAUGACCAUUUUUUUCAUCAUCAUUCUAGGGAAGACAAUAAUAGGUGUCUAUUGAUAGAAGGUAUGGUGGAAAUCUGCUGGUUCUGCCCAGGUGGAAGAGCUGAGGACAGAUUUGAAAAUUGUAUUGCCUUCACCAAUCUCCAUGGAAAUGCUGAAAUACACGAGAAGCAAGUUAGGUUUCUGCAAGAGGUAUCCUCGAUCACUAUCAUCCUCUUGUCAACUUCGGAUUUUGACAAAACGAAUAAUUCCCUUCUACUUAAACUUUGGAAUUCACCCAAACCUCUCAUCUGUUUGUUUGAAAAUGUAGAAAAUAUUAUGGAUGAGCAUUCUGCUCACAAAGUGAGAAUUGGGAUCAAGAAUUUAAAUAAGAUAGAAUUAGCUGAUAAAAUUACUGCUACAAUAACACAGUUGCUGAAAAAGUCAGGAUCUCCUUACACUUUGAGUAACUGGGCCGACAUUGCUAGGAAGUAUGAAUUUAUUAUUGAUGAGGAUCAAACAAACUGCCAAGAAGCAAGGAAAAAAAUAGACAUCCUUAUGGACAUCUUGAGAAAAGUGAAAUUAUCUGAGAUAAAGGAAAAGUUACUACCUCUUCAGGGAGGUCUAUGGCAUGAUUGGUGUAAGAAGGACAAGGAACUCCAUCAGCUGAGAGAAAAAGGAAACAGGAGCAUUGAAGAAUACAAGAAAGAGAUUGAGGAGGAAAAGCAGAAAAUACGCUGUGGACAGUAUCACAAAGUUAUUAACCUUAGUGACCUGAUGAAGUCUCUGCUUGAAGGUCUUCAAUCACACCCAGAGACCCACACAGAACUCUACUUUCUGCAGGGGCUGAGUUUGUUAAUGGACCAAUUAACCACCAGAGAGUUAGAAAAAGCACACCAGAGGCACAGUUCCCUCUUGGCUCAGGUGCGAACAGAGAAGCAGAAGCAGUCAAAGAGAGACUCCCUCAGACACUGGGAGGCUGACCUACAAGCUGUUUCCAAAGAGAUCAGUGACUCCACCCUGGGAGUUGAGCAUCUCCUGAGAGAGGUGGGCCAGAUCUAUGAGGCUCUGGAAGAAGCUUCCUCCCAAACAAAUACACUAUUUCUCUCCCUUCCCCAAAUGGCUGCUGAUCUGAUGAUAUCUGGUGUGCCCAUUGAGUUGAUGGAUGGAGAUGCAUCUUAUGUGCCCCUGAAGUGGGUGGCAGCUGUUUUGGACAAGGUCUCUGAGAAACUUGGAGACAAACGGGUGUUUGUUCUCUCUGUUCUUGGCCUGCAGAACACAGGGAAGUCCACUCUGUUGAAUGCAAUGUUUGGGCUGCAGUUCAGCUUCAGUGCUGGGAGGUGUACCCGGGGGGCCUACAUGCAGCUCGUGAAAGUGGAAGAGAUGCUCAGGGAAGAGUUGGGCUUUGAUUUGGUGCUUGUUGUGGACACAGAAGGACUUCGGGACUCAGAGCUCAUUAACAAAGCACAGAAUGAGGAAAAUGAGUUGGCAACCUUUGUCAUUGGGCUCGGAAACUUAACUCUAAUCAAUAUUUUGGGGAAAGACCUAUCGGAAAUACAAGAUAUUCUGCAAAUAGCCAUUCAUGCCUUUCUCAGGAUGAAACUACUGAAUAUCUCCCCAAGGUGCCUGUUUGUUCAUCAGAACAUAGAAGAAAUUAUAGAUACAAACCACAGUAUGGAAAGACAAAAAUGGCUGCAAGAGAGGCUGGAUGAAAUGACACUUGCUGCAGCCAAACAUGAGCAGUGCUCAGAUGUGUCUCACUUCAGUGACAUCAUUAAGUUUGAUGUCAAGACCCACAUCCAUUACUUUGCUCACCUCUGGGAAGGUUCUCCUCCAAUGGCCCCUCCUAAUCCCUGCUAUAGCCGCAAUGUUCAGGAGCUGAAAAGCAGGAUUCUUAAGCAUGCCAAGGAAGAAUCCAGGGGAAGUAUUUUGAAGCUAUCAGAGCUUAAAGUCCGGAUAAGGGAUUUAUGGAAGGCCUUAGUGAAUGAGAAUUUCAUUUUCAGGUUCAAAAACACCCAGGAGGCCAUGGCUAUGAAUAAACUGGAGACCAUGCACAACAGCAGGACCUGGGAACUGAGAAGUCAUGUGCUGGACUUGCAGAAUCAGCUGACCAACCAGAUUCAGAAGGGAGAAGUUGAGGAAAUCAAGAGAAACUCAAUUGACAAUAGAGUUGCAGAAAAAUAUAAAACCAUUAAGCAAGAAUUUGAAAGGUCUUUUCGAGAAGACAGAGAUAGAGAUAUCUUGGCUCAGUGGAAAGGAAGAUUUGAAGAUGAUUUGAAGAAUCUUAAAGAGGAACUGAUAGUAGAAACUAUGAGAAAAUGUGAGGAUCUAAUUAUUGGAAAGAAAAUACAAGACCUUUUUAAGGAGCAAAAAGUAAAAUUUGAAAAAAUCAGAGAGAUAGCUGAGUCCCCCAGGGGGAAAGAGCUACAUGAUAAGGAGCUGCGAGAUUUGUUCAACGAGAUCUGGUCAGAGAACAUCUCCAUUCUAUUGCCUCCCACACUCCCAUCUGCUGAGGGGCCCAACAUCGAUAUUGAGUUAGAGAACAUUCUCCUAGAGCAUUUUAAACAGCAUCCCAAUAUUGUGAACAUAAUUAGGUAUCGUGAUACAAAGAAAACAUUUUCUAUCAAUUAUUCUAAACAUGUUAUCACCUCUCAAAAGUUCCAAGUAUAUGGACCCUCUGUAGAAGAGUUUGAAAAAGAUAUCAUAAACAAGACCACAGCUCAAAUUACAAAAUUGGUUAAGGAAAUCAUACACAAAAGAGAACACCAGAAUGAGGGUUACAGUUCUAGUUACUUCCAUGAAAUUUUGCAGGUGAUCCAUACUGAGGCUGAGGCUGCAUCUCAAGGAGUCAGAUUCAUACUGACAAAUAGAUACAAACUAGAACUUGCCUUAGAGCUAUUCCGAGAGGCAGCAAACAGUUUUAAAAAGAUGUGCAUUGCAUUCAAGAAAGCAAACAACCCCGUCCUGUUCCAAGAAAGUAAAAGAAAUGAAUUUUUUACAAAUUUUAAGUUGUCCUACAAAAACCACCAAAACACUGACUGACUUCCUUUGAUGCAAAGAGUUUCUGGUUCCUUAUGAAUUGGAAUAAAGACUUAAAAAGCUUGUCACUUCUUCACCUAGUUUUUCUCUUUCCCUGCUGCAUUGCUUUUUGUAAUGAGUAUUUUUUUUGUCAGUGAGGAAAUUAAAA
Molecule: messenger RNA, 4405 nt
Organism: Rhinolophus ferrumequinum (greater horseshoe bat)
Lineage: Eukaryota; Metazoa; Chordata; Mammalia; Chiroptera; Rhinolophidae
Product: interferon-induced very large GTPase 1-like
Exons: 4
Coding region: 130-4260 (1376 amino acids)
Molecular function (GO): GTPase activity; GTP binding
Source: RefSeq, a predicted model, not a curated record